Chrysemys picta bellii (western painted turtle) is the source of this 4290-nucleotide messenger RNA. The record is from RefSeq and is a predicted model, not a curated record. Lineage: Eukaryota; Metazoa; Chordata; Testudines; Emydidae.
CGCCUGGCACAGCUGUAGACACACACACGCACACACUGGUGCGGAAGCAGAGGAGCGCUGGGUGAUACGGUUGCUAUAAAUCUGUGUGAUCCAGUCCACCUCCCUUUUAAGACGUCCUCCCCCUUUAUUUCUGUUCUCACUUAGAGAUGCAGCAUUUUACUUCUGUAGCGAGCUACUAAAAAGAAACAAGGAGACAGAGAGAAAGAGACCGUCUUUGUAACGCGUCCUUUCAUCCCUUCUUUUCUUUGUUCCUUCCUUUAUUUCUCUCCCCUCCCCCCUUUUUUGUUGAGUUGUGUUGCAAUAGGAGGCUAGCCUUGUCACAUUCCUUGUUUUAAGUUUUCCUUUCCCUUUUAAUUUUCCUGAUUUUUUUUUAAGUGUUGGACUAUUGGGAGGGAAAGCAUUUUCAUUUGAUUUGCUUCUGUUUAAAACUGUCCACAGUUUAGAUUUUGUGUGUUGUCUUGCGAACUAUCCAUCUGCUUCUUACUCCUUUGUAUUGGGAGAACUUCAACGUUACUUUUUUUUUAAGCUGAAGAGAGAAAGCAUUAAAUUUCACAUGCACCAGUCCAGUUUCAAGGCAGAGCAAGAUCUGGGGAUUUACUUGCUUUUUUAGAUCUACCAUUCCUCUCCAAUCUUGAAUCAGCAAACAUAACUAGUUAAAGGUUGAUGUCCCUCUAGCCAGCAUAUUCUGCAGACGGCAACUCCAAACUAACAUGGCAGUCAGACUGUGUGAUGUGGCUUCUCUGCUUAGAAGUGGUUCGUGGGCAGCAGAGCCUUGGACUGGGGUCUGUGGGAUUUUUCUUAAAUUCUCAGGUAAUUGCUGCCAUGGAAACACAACUGUCUAAUGGACCAACUUGCAAUAACACAGCCAAUGGUCCAACCACCAUAAACAACAACUGCUCAUCGCCAGUUGACUCUGGGAACACAGAGGACAGCAAGACCAAUUUAAUAGUCAACUACCUUCCUCAAAACAUGACACAAGAAGAGCUGAAGAGUCUGUUUGGAAGCAUUGGGGAGAUAGAGUCCUGCAAGCUUGUAAGAGACAAAAUAACAGGACAGAGCUUGGGUUAUGGCUUUGUGAACUACAUUGACCCCAAGGAUGCUGAAAAGGCUAUCAACACGCUGAAUGGAUUAAGACUUCAAACCAAAACAAUAAAAGUUUCCUAUGCGCGACCAAGUUCAGCUUCUAUCAGAGAUGCAAAUUUGUACGUCAGUGGACUUCCAAAAACAAUGACCCAGAAGGAACUGGAGCAGCUCUUUUCUCAAUAUGGACGCAUUAUUACUUCUCGUAUUCUAGUUGACCAAGUCACUGGGGUAUCAAGAGGUGUAGGAUUCAUCCGAUUUGACAAGCGGAUUGAGGCAGAAGAAGCUAUCAAAGGUUUGAAUGGGCAGAAGCCUCCAGGUGCCACAGAGCCAAUCACCGUCAAGUUUGCUAACAAUCCAAGCCAAAAAACCAAUCAGGCCAUCCUUUCCCAGCUGUAUCAGUCUCCAAACAGAAGGUAUCCAGGACCUCUAGCUCAGCAGGCUCAACGCUUUAGGUUGGACAAUCUGCUCAAUAUGGCUUAUGGAGUAAAGAGUAGGUUUUCACCAAUGACCAUUGAUGGAAUGACCAGUUUGGCCGGAAUUAAUAUCCCUGGACAUGCAGGAACGGGAUGGUGCAUUUUUGUGUACAAUUUGGCACCUGAUGCAGAUGAGAGCAUUUUGUGGCAAAUGUUUGGACCCUUCGGAGCAGUAACCAAUGUGAAGGUCAUCCGUGACUUUAACACAAACAAGUGCAAAGGUUUUGGAUUUGUGACUAUGACAAACUAUGAUGAGGCAGCUAUGGCAAUAGCCAGCCUGAAUGGAUACCGUCUUGGGGACAGAGUCUUGCAGGUCUCCUUUAAAACAAACAAAACGCACAAAGCCUAAUGAGUUAUCCUCAAUCCAUUUAUAUAUGAAAACUAUACAACAAAGGCAAGUUAAGAGAAACUUUAUACAUUAGUCAAUGUCUUUGUAAGUCAGUGUUGAAAUGGGGAUAAAAUGACUACUUAGCAUCCUAAGAAUAUGUGAGAUUUUUUUAUUGCUAGUAUUUGAAUUAAAACUUCUUAAAUAUCUUUUAUGUUUGAAUAUGGACAAGAGGUACAGGGUUUUUACCUGUCACAAUGCAUUCUAUUGCCUUCUUUGAAGAAGGUGGACCUUUUAAAAUGUUUCAGCUAAGGGAAGAAGUUUCUUUUCUUUUUACAUAACUGCCUUGAACCUGUGAGUUAAUAUUGAGGCUUUGUGUUGUAAUCCCUAACUUGGUUGUUUUAUGUUGUGUUUUCCUGAUUAGCUUUGUGUUUAAUUUACAUUUAAUGCAUUGCUGUUUUGUCUGUUCAAGAAAAGUAUUUUGAAGUUUACAUUUUAUUUAUAAAGUUAUAAACAGUAUUUAUUUUGUAAUUAUGAUUUGGGUUGGGGAUGGGGGGUACAUUAUAAUAAAAGCUUAUUGUAAGAAUACUGGAGAACUUUUCGUAAAGCAGUACCUUGCCAAAGAGAUAAGAGCCUCUUUGAUGUGGGUUUAAAAAAAGCAUCUAUUUUUAUAAAAAAGAAAAAUUUGGAGAAACUUUUUACUGGUCCUGGAACAAAUAUUUUGACUUGAAUACUUUGAGAAAUCUCUUCAUAUGACACCUAGUGAGCUUUUAAAACUUACCAGGAAAUUUGCAAUGGUUGGGGGAAAAUUUAGAAAGAUUUAUGAUGUAGAAAUACUUUUGAGACCUUUGUAUUAAGAAGUAGAAUCAAUGGGAAACACUGUUGGUUUCAUUUUUGUAAUCAUCAGUGAAAUCUCUGAUCAUCCUGGUUAUUAUGUGAUAGGUGGCUCACAUUAAUUUGUGAUUUUGAAACAAAUGAAAAUUAAAAAAAAAUAUAUGAGCAGGCAAGAAAUUUAAAUUACCAAGAGAUGGGGGAAAAAAAAAUCUGUUCUUCCUAAAGAAUUCCCUUCAGAUAGAGCUCAUGGUGUUUAGUGAUGUACUUGCAGUAUUGUUUGAAGAAUUGUUUUGUCUUAAGAAAAGACGUUGCACAUGGUUUGCACUUCAGCAAAUCAGCAAAAGCAGUCUGAGUUGGAUAUAAUUGAAAGUAUUUUGAAAGUUACGUUCAAGGCUAACACCUGAGCUUUGUGUAAUGUAAAUAAGACCUUGCGUUUAUGAACCUUUCAGCUAAUUUUGGUUUUGGUUUAUUUUUGACUUACAUUGCCAAGUGAUGUUCAGAUUUUGAAUGUUUUCGUAUGAGUUUUUUCCUUUGUAAAUGGCAUUAACAUUGUUACUUGAGGUCUGCUUAUUCAUUUUCAUUGUCCUGAGGACUUGAAUUUACAGUGCAUCAGAUUUGUUGCUAAUUUUGUCUGUAGAUAGUCUAGCUUCAGCUGUUUAUGGUGAUGCUACAUUUUUGUUUAUAAAUAUGUUUGUGGUAAAAAUGAGUAUAACCAUAGGAUUUGAACAAAUUUCCUUACAUUUUUCAUACAAAAAUCAUAAAUACCUGUAUACUAUUAAAUUUAACUUUGUAUGAUGCUUAAAUCACUAUUUGGGGAAAUAAAAGUCUUUACCAUGUAUUGAAGAAAUUUAAGAAAAAAUACAAAAUAUUUUCUGAUUAGCAUCUAGCUUAUAAUAAAUUUUUUAAAAAGCUGAGGGCUAUAAUGCCUUCACCAGGAUGCACUGACAACUAUAUAGUUACGUCCUGCUUUUUGUAUAAACUGAGAUGCUCAUAUGCUUCCCCUUAGAACAAGCAAUGUGCUAUGCAUAACAUAGUUGUACAUUAUCUUUGCAGUUGCUUUUGGUUCUUCUUCUUUUAGACUGUAGUUAUAAAUUUUUCAGUAUAGUACAGUACAUAUACUGUGAAGCGCGUGCUAAAGUGAAUAAGCGAGUUUUCAUGCUGACCCACUCAAUGCUAUUCAAAACUCAAUUGACUUCCUGAGCACUCUCUCAUUCUUAGGUGCACUUAGAUCGUUGAAGCUAAUCCUCUGCAUUAAAAGUUGUAUAUACUUUAGAAAAUAAAAACUUUCCAAUAUGGGGAAAACAGUAGCUACAUGCUUCUUUCCUAUACUACUGUAGCAAACAAAGGCAUUGAUGAGAAGGCAUGUAAAUUGGGCUUCACUUUACAGUGUUUAUCAGAGCACUUAAUAAAAUGUAAGGCUGGUAUUUAUUUGAAGUUGUACAGUAUUACUUCACAUCUGUUGGAAUAGAAAAUAUAUUCUGUUUAGUAUUUAAGAGGCUGUACAUGUUUUCUUUUGUGUUUGGAUCCUUUGUACUUUUUCAUGUUCAGUACAUCAAUAAACAAAGUUGAAGGGAA